GUGCGGGUCCCUACGACGUUCCGAACCACAACCAGGUUUAAUGGAUACCCAACAAUCUGAGAGUCAACUUGAUUACUUGAGGAAUUUCGUCCACGAUGAUAAAAACUGGGACGAGAUGACAUCAAACAAUCAAGAAUGGGAAGGCAUGUAUUGUCAAUUUCAAGGUGGAUUUAGUAGCGAGACUAACUCCAAUACGGCCUUUGGCUUGCCGUAUAAUCACACUAUGAAAAGGUUGGAAAGAACCCCCCUCCCUCCAAGGCGUUUGCGGCUCAGUGAUGUAGAAAAACAUAUAGAAAUUGGCAAUUCACCGCAGCUAUCAGGGACAGAUUCUAAUAAUGAGCUGAAAAGUGAAGCGGGCAACAAAGCAACCAAGUGGGCAACCGCUCAACAUUGCUGUUCUUCAAAAAAUCGGUUCUCCUAUAUCCUAACUACCAAACGCAUUCACCACAACUCCACUCUCCCCUCACUGGUCUAUGUUGCUAAAGCGUUGCUAGGCGUCGUGGUGCUUGUAAUGUUUGCCCAAGAUGUGCUGCUAUACCGAUACAGGCGCUGAAGAACAAUCUUGUGUUAAGCUGUUUCAUAUCAUGUAUCUCUCUUCUGUCUAACACAAGGCAGCCUUGUAUAACAAUAAUGGUAAUAAUGGGAGUGGGCCAUUAUGCCGGUGCCCAUCUUUGAACUUCAUUUCUCAAGAAGCUUUGUGAUGACCACAAGAACAAGUACCAAUGCAUCUGAGCUCACUCUGUGAUCAAUGCUGAAUUUGGUGGAAUCCCUAAUCUAAACAGUAACCGUCCAAGAAGUCAGAGUGAUGUGAUGACAAAUUAUAGGGUUCUUUUUGUUAAUAAUGAAAAUGAGAAAGAAAAGUACGGACAUCAAGAUGUUUUGAUGGCAAGGCGAGCUAUCUAGAUUCUGUCACUAACAGGUAGCUUCCUAAUCUCAAUCUAGAUUUUGAAUGAGCUAUUAGAUAUUUUCAAUCAUUCUCCUAGACCGAGAACUGUGGUUGGCAAACUGUUCUUGAUUAUUAUCCAAUAUCAAUACUAUGUUAUAAGCA
Cucurbita pepo subsp. pepo (vegetable marrow) is the source of this 1048-nucleotide messenger RNA. Lineage: Eukaryota; Viridiplantae; Streptophyta; Magnoliopsida; Cucurbitales; Cucurbitaceae. The record is from RefSeq and is a predicted model, not a curated record.